AGAAAAAGCACCACCAACUCUCCCACAUGCAUCCCAAAUGGGUUGGCCUAGAAAGUCUCGACGCGAGAGGAGACGCUGCAGUUGAAGAAAGUCGAUUCAUUCAAACCAAUAAAAGAGUGAUUUUUAUUUUUAUCUCGUUUUACGGUCACCGCCAGCAUACAGCAGAGGCAGCAGCUUCUGCGCCUUCAGAAAGCCUUUCUGUAUCAUUUUGCAGUUCUCCUACUGCUUUGAAGCGAACAGGACAAAGCACUGAAGCAGGCGGAAGGGGAAGACAGAGAGAAGAGCGAAGCGAAGUAGAAGGGCAGAAGCUCCUUGUUAGCUGCUCCUGCUUCGAUUGGGCCGUCAAGUUUCAAUUUUGAACGAUCCGGUGGAGGAUUUCACGUCGGUUUCGUGGUAAAGUUGGAAUCUUGGACCAUUCUGUGCCUGUAAUUUGAAUCGGGAGUCGCUCGAGCUGAUUAUGUUCUUCCCUCACGCCGAUGAUGAUGCGCCCGCUUUGUUGUUCGCCAAUGGAGCGGCGCGGAAUCCGACGAAGAGAGGGAGAGAUUCUACGGAGGCUCCUACGACGGCGGCGGCGGCGCCGGUGCUGCAGAGCCACCCGGCGACGAAUCUGCAGCCGGUAUGCCUCGCACAGCUUCAGAGCUGCGUGCCUCCCCUCGUCUCUACCGGCAUUGGCCUCUCCGUUGAUGAGCAGCGCCGCCCACAGCAGAAUCAACAAUCGUUCGACACCUUCAUGUCCGGUGAUCUCGCUGUCUGUGUUACCCAGCAGAAGGACGAAAUCGAGCGCUUUCUUCACGCCCACGGAGAGUACCUCCGGCGAACGUUGGAGGAGAGGAGGCGGAGGAGCAUCCGUUCUUUAUUAGUCGCCGCGAGGAAGACAGCCGCGCAGCGGCUACGUGAGAAGGAGGCGGACGUGGAGCGGGCGGCGAGGCGAGGCGCCGAGCUAGAGCACCGCCUGGCGCAUCUCCGGACCGAAUCGAUGGCGUGGCAAGCGAGGGCCAAGGCCGGCCAUGCCGAAGCAGCCUCCCUCCACGCCCAGCUCCAGCAGGCCUCCGCCGCAAUCCUCCCGCCGAAGAGCGCCGACUCGGCCGAGUCGGCGUUCGGCGAGAGCCAAAUCGAGCCGGAGUGGGUGUGUCGCGCUUGCUGGGGCCGACCGGCGUCGGUCGUCAUCCUCCCCUGCCGUCACCUCUGCCUCUGCGACGUGUGCGACGGCGGCGCUGAGGAGGCGUGCCCUGUUUGCCGCUGCGUCAGAACCGGCGGCGUCCGUAUCCUCGACGCUUGAGAUUUCCGAUCCCAUCAUCUACAAUUCUUUAUCAAAAAAAAAAUGUUGAAUUUUUUCCUUUUUUUUUCUCAGCGUCGAGAAAAUCUAUUUUUCUUUAAAAUAACUAUGGUAUUCACUAA
This is a messenger RNA of Zingiber officinale, 1398 nucleotides long. RefSeq names its product probable BOI-related E3 ubiquitin-protein ligase 3. Gene Ontology annotation, molecular function: ubiquitin-protein transferase activity. The transcript is spliced from 3 exons. Bases 458 to 1279 code for a protein of 273 amino acids. The record is from RefSeq and is a predicted model, not a curated record. NCBI's taxonomy places the organism in Eukaryota, Viridiplantae, Streptophyta, Magnoliopsida, Zingiberales, Zingiberaceae.